CCUUUUUUUUCUUUCAGAUUUUUGUUAUUUACAGUGUUUCUUGUUAUUCAGAUUUUUAUGUUUGUUGUACAUCACUAUGUCAAAAAAGCUGUAGUCCCUAUACAGCUAUCUCCAAAUUUAUAUUUUCUUAAGACCAAUGAAACAUAUGACAAGUACAAAACUAGUCUCCUCAUUCAAAACUCUACUGGCUCAAACAUAGAUGACUUAAUUAGUGCUCUUAGAAACCAGAAUAUACUGACAGAGAUACGCAGUGACAGUGAUUAUGAAUCAGCAGAUUUCCACAGUUCAUCAUUAAACAACAGUGGAUAUGUGUCAUUUGCCCCACAUGCUGCAGCAUUAAAUGUAUUUAAAGUAGACAAGAAUUAUAUCUUUACUGCUGCUUUUAAUCGCACCAUGAUACAUUCUUUACCUGUUAUGAUGAAUAUUAUUAGCAACUUCUAUCUAUACAGUUCAAACAUAACUGAAAAGAUCCAAGUUUGGAGUAAUCCUUUUUUUCAAGAAAUCACUGACACAGUUUUCACUCUUGUGCUGUAUUUUGAAGCUGUCUUACUAGGAGUUCUUGUCACUGGAAUGCCAUCAUAUUUUGCCAUGGAGAAUGCAGAAAACCACAAGAUCAGAGCAUACACCCAACUCAAAAUCUCUGGACUUUAUCCUUCUGCUUAUUGGUGUGGACAAGCACUAAUUGAUAUCCCAUUGUUUUACAUCAUUCUUCUUCUUAUGAUAGGAAGUUUAUUUGUAUUUCAUCAUGGAAUUUAUUUUUUUCCUGAAAAGUUUCUUGCUGUGGUUUUUUGCCUUAUUGGCUACGUACCAUCGGUUAUUAUGUUUAAUUAUAUUGUCUCCUUCAGCUUUAAUGCCAUACAAAAUACCAAAGAAUUUUGGUCAUUUAUUUUUUCAGUGGCCGCUUUAGUUUGUUCUGUUGUCAUCGAAGUAGCCUUCUUUAUGUGGUAUUAUACAACAGCCGCUGUUCUUCAUGCUUGUUUUUCUAUUUUUGUUCCCAUCUAUCCUCUUAUUGGGUGUCUCAUUUCUUUUAUAAAGAUAGUGCGGAAACUUGAUAACAAGAUGGAGAAGCAUUCAGAAAGAUUGUUGAUUUCUGUUGUAGCGCCAUAUUUGCAAUGUGUAGUUUGGCUCUUUCUUCUGCGUUAUCUUGAAAUGAAGUGUGGAGGGAAGUCAGUAAGAAAAGAUCCAUUUUUCAGAACACCUAUGAAGCCCAAGUCCUGGAAACACCCGGAUGUGCCGCACGAUGAGAAUGAGGAUGAAGAUGUUACAGCAGAAAGGCUGAGGGUUAAAGAGCUGAUCACUUGUCAAAGCUGUGAAGAGAAACCAGCAGUUUUAGUCCAUUGUUUGCACAAAGAAUAUGAUGAAAAGAGUGAUUUUCUUCUCGGAAGAAAAAUAAAGAAAGUGGCAACUAAUUGUGUUUCACUUUGUGUAAAAAAAGGCGAAAUACUGGGAAUGUUAGGUCCAAAUGGAGCUGGAAAAAGUACGCUAAUAAAUAUUCUGGUGGGAGAAGUUGAACCAAAUUCGGGCCAGGUGCUGAUGGGAGACUUUUCUUCAAGUGAUAAUAAUGAAGAUGAUUCCAUGAGGUUUGUGGGGUACUGUCCACAGAUAAACCCACUUUGGCCUGAAAUCACAUUACAAGAACAUUUUGAAAUAUAUGGUGCCAUCAAAGGAAUGAGCGAAAGUGACUUGAAAGAAGUCAUAAAAUGCAUCUCCAGUGCACUUGACUUUAAGGAGCAGCUACAGAAAAAAGUAAAGAAACUUGGAGCAGGAAUCAAACGAAAGCUAUGCUUUGCCUUAAGUAUGCUGGGGAGUCCCCACAUUACUCUACUAGAUGAACCUUCUACUGGUAUGGACCCCAAAGCAAAACAGCACAUGUGGAAAGCCAUCCGAGCAGCCUUUAAAAGUAAAAAGAGAGCAGCUAUUCUGACUACUCAUUACAUGGAAGAAGCAGAAGCUGUGUGUGAUCGAGUCGCUAUAUUGGUGUCUGGAAAAUUGAGAUGCAUUGGUACAGUUCAACACCUCAAGACUAAAUUUGGCAAAGGAUAUUUCUUAGAAAUGAAAUUAAGAGAAGUUCCAGAUUUACAGAUGAAGGAACAGCUCCAGAGGGCAGUUUUGCGUAUCUUUCCCAAUGGAAGACCUCAGGAAAGUUUUGGCUCAAUUUCAUCAUACAAAAUCCCCAAGGAAGAUGUCCACUCACUUGCCCUGUCUUUUUCCAAACUUGAGGAAGCAAAACAUGCCUUUAAUAUUGAAGAGUACAGCUUUUCUCAAGCAACUCUUGAACAGGUUUUUGUGGAACUUGCCAAAGAGCAAGAAGAAGAAGACAGUUUUGGAACAUUAAAUAGCAUGCUUUGGUGGGAACGAACCCAAGGAGAAAGAGUUAUUUUCUGAUAUAUUCCAUGUUGCAGACUUCAGCUUCUACAUUCUUCAGGCAUUGAAGAAUUAAAUUGAGAUUGACAACCUUCCUUCUCCUUGGACUGUUUAUUGAUAUAUUUGCUCAGUCAAAAAGUGGUUGGAGAUUUCUGCCUUUCCUGCCAGAAGACUGAGGAUUGAUUUGGCUUUCAAGAGACUUCCCAAAUUGAAUUCAAUAGUUUUCUGAGAUGUGUGUGUGUGGAGAGGGUGGGGGGUAUCAGUGCAGCACCUAUAUUUUUUUAUUAGUUGAGCAGUAGCCAGUUUGUUUGUAGACUUGUAUUCCAGUAGACUUGCAGAAAUUAAUUUGCGUAUCAUGUGGUUUCAUUCCUGUUUAACCUAGUUUACAAUUUCUGGCAUGUUUUCACUCUCAGAGUCUACUUGUAAGGGAUUCGUGUUAUGUAUAUCAAAGUUGCACUCUUUGCUCCAUCGCUCUCAAAGGACUCAUUCCAGGCACCACCCAACCAGUUUUUUCUCACAGUUGGAAAAGAUUGUUCAAUACAAAACUUGCAGCCUUGCUACAAUGGUGGCUGCAGAUGAACAUUUUAGCCCAGGAGUUUGUACUUCUAAAGCUAGGAUUACAUUUUCUAAAACAUUGAUUGUUCAUAGCAGUUUUUCUGUCUUCUAAGCCAGUCACUUUGUAUUUUCCAUUAUCUUGAUGUUCCCUCAUUCUAAGCAUUCUCACUUUCACAGCAGGAGGGAAAUAACAAUAUUUUUUCUCUUGUUCCCAAUUUUCCAGAGAAGCACCACUGUAUUUCCUAAAUGUUACACAAGCACUGAAAAUUAUCUUUUGCUUUCCUCGGCUCUUCAAAUAUCUUCUUUUCUGUUCAUUAAGAUGAGGACAAGAGAUUGGUUAGUCCUGCUUCAAAAACCUCAUUUGAAUAGUAGCACAAAACAUACUUUUCAAAGAAUUGGUAGCCCUUGCCCUCAUCUUUCAUAUUCAGUUUUACUUGUAUCCCUCUGAUUUCAUGAAUUACUUUUAUGUAAAUGUCAAAAUUGUUCUGAUUUUAAAACAUUCAGUUUCUGUACAAAAUCCUAAUAGAAUAAUAUAUUAGACUCACAGAUCUAUCAGUGGUAAAGUACUAUAGUAUUGUUGCUGCUAUUAUGUUAAAGUGCCUUGCUGGAACUUCGUUGCUUGUAAUAAAUCAUUCUAAAAUGUC
Thamnophis sirtalis is the source of this 3563-nucleotide messenger RNA. Lineage: Eukaryota; Metazoa; Chordata; Lepidosauria; Squamata; Natricidae. The record is from RefSeq and is a predicted model, not a curated record.